UCCAGGACCCUCCCCCCCCCCCAGGAUAUCCGCGGCUGACCGCCCAGGAGGGGUCCUUCUGGUGCCGAGGUGCUGCCCAGGGCUUCCCGAGCCACCGCGCGGGAGGGAGCUGGGGACCAGCCCGAGCCGGACAGGCCCCGCAAGGUCACCCACGUGCACCCCAUGGAUCUGUACGACUCCGGAGACGGGCUGCAGGCCUUCCCGGCAGAGAGCGGGCGGAUGAGAAGAGGAGCUGCCCCGGCGGAGGUGACCAGUGAGCCCAGGGGCGCAGCGAGGGGUCAGCCUCCGCGAGACCUUGAAGAGGAAGUGGAUGAGCUGGUCCAUCUGUACGGACUCGAAGAUGACGACGAACUGGCGGACGACGAACUGGGGGACGAGUUCGUUACGGAGAACGCGCCCAGGAUAGAGGUUUCGGAGUAUGCUCCCCACGUGGGCACGAGGGGGGAACCGGCCACGCGGCAGAGAGACUGGAGACUGGGCGCGGAGGCCGCGGGGGAGGCCGACGGCCUGGGCUUCGGGGGGUGGGGCUCGGAGGGCCAGUGCCGGGACCUGCGGGAGGCCUACCGGUUCGCGCGCGGCCGCUCCAGCGAGGAGUACGAGUGCUACGUCAUCCCAGAGGAGGAGGACGAGGAAGAGGCCCCCGACGUCUUCUGUGCCACCUGCAAAACUCCGCUGAGGGCGGCGGAGAAGGAGCUGGACGAGCACCGAGGGCAUGAGGUGACCCCGCUCAGCAAGGCGCUGGAAAGCGCCAAGGACGAAAUUCACAGGAACAUGUACAGGCUGGAAAAGCAGAUCAUUGAGAUGGAGAACUUCGCCAGUCACCUGGAGGAGGUGUUCAUCACUGUGGAGGAGAAUUUCGGGAGACAGGAGCAAAACUUCGAGUCCCAUUACAACGAGAUCUUGGAAACGCUCGCCCAAAAAUACGAAGACAAGGUGCAGGCCCUCGGGGAGAGGAAGAAGGAGAAGCUGGAGACCCUGUACGCGCAGCUGGUCAGCUGCGGCGAAAACCUGGACGCCUGCAGGGAGCUCAUGGAGACCGUGGAGGACAUCUGUCACGAAGAGAAGGCGGACUUCAUCAAGGAUGCCAUGGCUAUGGCUGACAGACUCAGAGAGUUCCUGGAAACGGACACCGACGUGGACGUGUCCGCGCAGCCGGCCCUGGAGGACCAGACCCUGGACUUCUCCGACGUGGAGCAGCUGCUGGGCUCCAUCAACGCCGUCCCAGCCCCUUCCGCCCCAGUGAUAAACCCGCAGGCCCCCAACUCCGCCUCGGGCUCCUCGGUCCGCGUGUGCUGGAGCCUGUGCUCUGACGACACGGUGGAGAGCUACCAGCUGUCCGGCCGGCCGGCGCGGGACGGCGCCCCGGGCAAGGGCCAAGCAGAGUUUACGAUGACCGUCAAAGAAACGUACUGCUCAGUGAGGAACCUCGUGCCAAACACCCAGUAUGAAUUUUGGGUCACAGCUCGGAACGGGGCCGGCGUCAGCCCCGCCAGCGAGCGUGUGGUGUACAUGACAGCGCCUGCUCCCCCCGUCAUCAAGAGCAGCGAGGUGCGGAGCUGCGAGGAGGCCGCGCUGAUCCGCUGGGAGUCUGGGAACCUGGGUCCCGUGGACUCGUACACGGUGGAGCUGACCCAGACGGAGACGCCGGGAGCCUCGGGCGUGACCGAGUCCGUCGUGGGCAUCCCCACCUGCGAGUCGCUGGUGCAGCUGCAGCCCCGGCGGAGCUACGCGAUCUACGUGCGCGCCCUCAACGUGGGGGGCCCCAGCGCCAGGAGCGAGCCCGCCGCGGUGCACACCACAGGCAGCUGCUUCCGCCUGGACGCGCACACCUGCCACCCCUGGCUGACGGUUUCCGAGGACGGGCUGACCCUGGUGCGCGGCGACGGGAGAGCCCCCGCGAGGGAGCCGCCCCCCAGCGACGCCCGCUUCACCAGGUGCGUCGCAGCCAUGGGGAACCUAGUUCCAGUCCGCGGGCGCCACUACUGGGAGGUGGAGGUGGACGAGCGUUCGGACUACACGGUGGGCGUGGCCUUUGACGACGUCCCGAAACAGGAGGACCUGGGAGCCAACUGCCGGUCCUGGUGCAUGCGGCACGCCUGGGCGCCGCCAAGGCAUAAGUACGAAUUUCUACACAACAAGAUGACCCCGGAUAUAAGAAUAACCGUUUCCCCGAGGAAGAUCGGCGUUCUGUUAGACUACGAAAAUUCGACGCUGUCGUUCUUCAACGCGGACACUUCUCAGCACCUGUACACGUUCAGCUGCCAGCUCCAGCAGUUUGUGCACCCCUGUUUCUCUUUGGAAAAGCCGGGGCGCCUAAAGAUACACAACGGCAUUGCGAUGCCCAAGUACGUCUCCCUCUACUAGACGGGGCCCAGGUGCCCUACGUCCUGCCUGCCUUCCGACCUGCCCGCCUCCGCCACUCACGCCUCCGCACGCCAGCACCGUGCGCCCAGCGCGGCUGCGGCUCCCGCGCCGCCCGGCAGACCGUGCGCUGGCCCUGGCGGCGCCCCGCCUGGGUGUGGUCCUGUGCACGGCCACCCGUGUGAUGCUGUGACUCGAGUCCAGGCCUGGCUGUGUGAGCCGAGGGCUCAGACUGAACGCACUCAGAGGUUCUUC
Phyllostomus discolor (pale spear-nosed bat) is the source of this 2616-nucleotide messenger RNA. RefSeq names its product fibronectin type III and SPRY domain containing 2 (gene FSD2). Gene Ontology annotation, molecular function: protein binding. NCBI's taxonomy places the organism in Eukaryota, Metazoa, Chordata, Mammalia, Chiroptera, Phyllostomidae. The transcript is spliced from 12 exons. Bases 163 to 2364 code for a protein of 733 amino acids. The record is from RefSeq and is a predicted model, not a curated record.